CUCACUAUACACAUCCAUCAGAGCCAUAUAAAUAUACAUGGCUCCAUGGCCAUCUCCUCUCAACAACUUCAUCGAUCUCCCCUAUAUCUUUACAGGGAUAUUAAUUCCAAGAACAACACAAGAACAAUUUUCGUUCUCUAGCUCCUAGAUUGUUUGAGAAGAGGAGGCGAUCGAUCGAAUCGACGAUUCGAUCGAACGGCCGGCGAACACUGAUCAUCAAAGAUAAAAUUAAUGGUGCCAUCUGCAGAGAUGAAGAGGGGUUGUGAAGAUGAACUUGGAGCUGGUGAUGUGAUUCUACGAGGGGUGGAGGAGGUAGAAGAGGAAGAUGAUGAUGACCUGGUUCUCCCCGGAUUCCGGUUCCAUCCUACCGACGAGGAGCUAGUGACGUUCUACCUUCGCCGGAAGAUCGCCGAGAAGCGGCUGAGCAUCGAGAUCAUCAAGGAGAUGGACAUCUACAAGCAUGAUCCCUCCGACUUCCUCAAGACGAGCACGGUGGGCAGCGAGAAGGAAUGGUACUUCUUCUGCCUUCGAGGGAGGAAGUACAGGAACAGCAUCCGACCCAACCGGGUCACCGGCUCCGGCUUCUGGAAGGCCACCGGAAUCGACCGCCCAAUCUGCUCUGCCGCCGGCGGCGGCGGCGGCGACUGCAUCGGCCUCAAGAAGUCGCUCGUCUACUACCGCGGCAGCGCCGGCAAGGGCACCAAGACCGACUGGAUGAUGCACGAGUUCCGCCUCCCUCCGCCGCCCGCCGACGACCUCGCCGCCGGCCGCUCCUCCCCUCCUCCGAGCCUCCAAGAAGCGGAAGUUUGGACCAUCUGCCGAAUCUUCCAGAGGAACAUCACCCACAAGAAGCAGCCGCAGCCGCAGCUCGCCGUCGCCGCCGCCGCGGUGCCGGCGCCGGUGCCGGACGCGACGAGCUCGAUCACCGGCAGCCUCGAGUCCGACAGCGCCGGCGACGACGUCGUCGAGUACAUGAACACCCUCCAGCCGCCGCCGGCGAGCAACGUGAACGGUGGCUACAGCAACCAGCGCUACUUCCAGGAGCAAUGGAACAGUAGCAGCAAUGAUAAUACCACAGUGUUUCAUCAGCAUGCGGCGGCGGCGCCACCGCCGGAGCCUUCGCCGGCGACGGCGAUGGCCGGAUUCGGCCAUGAUCAGAGCGUUCUCAGCUCGCCGGCGCCGAGCGAUUUCUACUACAAGGAUGGAUGCAACGAUGACAUUUACAGGAUGGUGAUGGAGCUCGCCGAUCCGAGCUUGUUCUAUGAUCAUAUAUAUGCUUAAUUAGGUUGAUUUUUUUUUUACAGUUUGUAGCUCAGUUUUUAAUUUGUUACAGAGAAUUAAGCUUUGCAGCAGAGACAAUUAAUGAGCACCCAAAAAAAAAUCUGUCGACAAAUCAGGAGACUGGCAUGUAGGGCCCACAUGAGGGAAGUUCUGAAGAGUGAAGAAGGUGAAAUUAGGAUAGAUGUUGAUGGCCGAGAGGCCCUUUGUUGAUUUUUUUUUGUUAUUUUUCUUGUAGGCAGUAAUAAUUGUCAAUGUGUAUCUUAUAGGGGAUUAUGAGUGAUUGAGUGUUAUAAUUGUAAGUACAUAUUAAUUUAACAAAAAUGCCUAGCCUCGGACGUACGCCAGAUACAACCCAAAUGGUUGGGCACCCUCAAAUUCACCUCUCUUUCUUUUCUCUAUGUGCCAUGCUCUGUACUCAAACUAUGAAUACAUGCAUGCACGAAGACUAUCAACUAAUAUUAAAAAUUUUUUCUUCUAAA
Messenger RNA from Oryza sativa Japonica Group (Japanese rice), 1760 nucleotides. RefSeq names its product transcription factor JUNGBRUNNEN 1. Gene Ontology annotation, molecular function: DNA binding. Gene Ontology annotation, biological process: regulation of DNA-templated transcription. The record is from RefSeq and is a predicted model, not a curated record. NCBI's taxonomy places the organism in Eukaryota, Viridiplantae, Streptophyta, Magnoliopsida, Poales, Poaceae.